UCCAAUUCCCCUAUAAAAACCCAACUCCAUAAUUUCUUCCAACCAAGCCCACAACAUCAGACUGAGGCAUUAUUUUUCCAUCUACAAACCCAUUUGCAGUGCAAACUUUUCGAAAAUGGGUUCAUAAAUUGGGGGCUCAAAUUUAUUGUUUCAAGGCUUUGGGAGGGAUAAAUUCUCUGAAAAUGGAGAUUCAAAGAAAUAAGGAUGUAAAAAUUCCUGUUGGGUUUAGAUUCUAUCCCACAGAUGAAGAAUUGAUCAUUCACUACUUGAAGAGAAAGGUCUAUUCUCUGCAAUUGCCUGCCACUGUCAUUCCUGAAUUGGAUGUUUUCCAAACUAAUCCCAGUGACUUGCCAGGUGACUCGUCCGAGAAGAGAUAUUUCUUCAGCAAAAGAACUAUGAAUUUGAACAAGUGUAGUAGUGGCUACUGGAAAUCCAUUGGGAAAUAUAAGAAAAUAGUAGCUCCUGGAAAUAACCAAACAAUUGGGGUGAAGAAAUCCCUCAUAUUCUAUAAAGGGAACUGCACAAAAACUAGUUGGGUUAUGCACCAAUACUCUCUAGUAACUUCAUUCUCAACUCAGAAAAUCACGAUGCCCGAGGGAGAGUGGGUUGUUUGCUGCGUAUUUCGGAAGAAAGUGAAGAGACCAGCUAUGACUUUGGCAAAAAAUAUUUCCAAAAUUGCUUCUCCGUCUUGUUCAAGCGGGAUCACUGAGAUUUCUUAACAGUAAUUUUGUUAGUUUUCAAUCUUUCACUUGAAUUCAGCAGAAAUAAUAAUCUCUGUAAUGAAUACUGUUGUAAUGAAUCGGGUUAUUAGAAUUUACGAAGAUAGAUAACAAUAUUUGCAUGGAAA
Molecule: messenger RNA, 847 nt
Organism: Olea europaea var. sylvestris
Lineage: Eukaryota; Viridiplantae; Streptophyta; Magnoliopsida; Lamiales; Oleaceae
Product: NAC domain-containing protein 83-like
Exons: 3
Coding region: 183-719 (178 amino acids)
Biological process (GO): regulation of DNA-templated transcription
Molecular function (GO): DNA binding
Source: RefSeq, a predicted model, not a curated record